Molecule: messenger RNA, 1536 nt
Organism: Drosophila montana
Lineage: Eukaryota; Metazoa; Arthropoda; Insecta; Diptera; Drosophilidae
Product: sensory neuron membrane protein 1-like
Exons: 8
Coding region: 1-1536 (511 amino acids)
Cellular component (GO): membrane; cytoplasm
Molecular function (GO): scavenger receptor activity
Source: RefSeq, a predicted model, not a curated record
AUGUAUCUUAAGGUAAUAAUUGUGUCCUUUGUGGUGCUGCUCCUGGGCGCACUCAUUGGAUUUCUGGCGUUUCCCAUGUUGUUCAAGGAGCUGGUUAAGAGGAGUGUUAACCUAAAGCCUGGCAGUGAAACGCGUCAGCUAUGGGAGAAAAUGCCAUUUCCUCUAACAUUCAAGAUCUACGUAUUCAACGUAACCAAUGCGCAGGAUAUAGAAAUGGGCGGCAAGCCGAAGCUACAGGAAGUGGGCCCAUUUGUAUACGACGAGUGGAAGGACAAGUAUGAGCUAAUUGAUAUAGAAUCGGAGAAUGCGAUUAGCUUUAAAAUGCGCAACACAUUUCAAACGCGCGCCGAUUUGGGUCUAAGCGGCGAGGAGCUCAUAACUAUGCCGCAUCCCCUGCUGCAGUUCAUGGCCAUUGCGACCUUGGGCCAGCCAGCCGAGACGCAGGCAGCUGUGGCCUUGGGCCUGGACAUAAUUUUCAAGCCGCAAAGCGCCUUUAUUACAGCCAAGUUCAAGGAUCUUUUCUACGAUGGCAUCGAUGUCAACUGCGACCAGGAGCAUGCGGCUGCACUGGCCAUUUGCCAGCAGUUCCAAGCGGGCGCAGUGCCGGGCGCGCUGCCAGUGAAUGCCACCCACUACAAGUUCUCCCUGAUGGGCGCGGCAAGUCAACUGGGCGUGGCCAGAGGCAAUCACACAAAUGCCGGACGCUUCAAGGUCUCACGCAGCAGAUCGAAGAAGUCGUCCGUGGGACGUGUGCUCGCCUUCAAUGAGGCGAAGCAGCUGCAGAUCUGGUCGGAGCUGAACAAUACCAGCUGCAAUCGCUUGCGCGGCACAGAUGGUACCAUCUUUGCGCCUCUUAUGCGACCCGAGCAGGGUCUGUGGAGCUACUCGCCGCAGUUGUGCCGCUCCCUGACCCCCAAGUGGAUCGGCAGGACAAAAUACAACAAACUGCCCGCUCAGCGCUAUGAGCUCAACUUUGGCUCCGCACGCGUAGUAACAGCAUAUAUACAAAUAUUUUUCCAGACGGAACCGGAUUUGCACUGCUACUGCACGGACUUUCCCGGCGAUUGUCCGGCUGAUGGCACCAUGGAUCUGGUACGCUGCAGCGGUACACCCUUAAUGGCCUCCUUGCCGUACUUUUACCAAGCGGACCAAAAGUUAUUGGCUGAAGUUGAAGGACUGCAGCCAACAGCUGCUAAACAUGCCAGCAUAUUGAUCUUCGAGCAGUUUUCCGGCACAGUGCUCUCCGUGCAUAAUCGCCUGCAGUUCAGCUUGAAAGUGGCGCCUGUGAAGGAUGUGCCAUUGAUGUCGCAGCUGCGCCCUUUGGCUAUGCCGCUCUUUUGGAUUGAGGAGUCGCUGCAGCUGGACGAAACAAUCACACAGCUGCUGCACAAAAAGAUAUUUGCCGUAUUAAAUGCCAAUAAUUGGUUUAGAUGGCUGUCCAUUGGACUGGGAAGCUUCGGUUGUAUACUCGGAGCACUGUUUUUGCAUUUAACUCGCAGCGAUGCGAAGCGCGUGGGCGUCGUUGAAGAGGAAUGA